Molecule: messenger RNA, 1122 nt
Organism: Colletotrichum truncatum
Lineage: Eukaryota; Fungi; Ascomycota; Sordariomycetes; Glomerellales; Glomerellaceae
Source: RefSeq, a predicted model, not a curated record
AUGAGCAUCUUCUUAUGUUUUACUGUGAGCUUGGGGGGGUUUUUUGGUUCCAUCGUUUAUUUGAUGUCAUUGACUCUCUUGCCGGCGGCGGGGGGAAAUUGCAACGCCGGAGUAAAGCACAACUGCGCUUGGCUUUCGACACAUGUUUUGAUUCUUUCUCUUCUCUAUUUUUUAAACAUUCUCGCAAAGACAUUCACUUCCAAUUGCUCCCAGUUUGCCCCUGUUACAAUGGCCCUCAUCGAAGGAUGGCUCCCGCCUACGCGGCAGAAUUGGCAGCUCCUCUCGACCAUCUGGCAGAUUUCAUAUCCCAUUAUCGGGUCGGCUCAGUACUUCAUUUCAUGGUACGGCAUGGGGAAGACCUCCGUCACGAGCCGCUUCAACAUGCCGGGUCGCGUCGCGUGGUUCCUGAUGGAGGUCCCCGGGUUCACGACCCUGUUGUACAUCAUGAAGACGUUACCCGCCCAGGUCGGGGUUCAUGAUCUGCCGUGGCAGAACCAGGUUCUCGCGGGGCUAUUUCAGGUAAUUCACUACUGCUACCGCGCCGUGUUAUACCCCUUCAUACAACCAUCCAUGUCGCCAAUCCACCCGCUCGUCGCCCUCAGCGCCAUCGGCUUCCAGCUUUGCAACGCGAUAUGCCUAGGCGGCUGGCUCGCCGCGUACGGGCCGACCACGGCGUCGGCGUGGGAAAAGCAGCUGGGGUACGGCGGCCUAGCGCAGUUCGUCGCGGGGAUAGCGCUGUUCUACGUCGGCCUGACGGGUAACUACUUCCACGACGAGGAGCUCCGGGAGAUCCGGCGCGCGGAGCAGCGGCGGCAGGAGAAGGUCGCGAGGGAGCAGCGGGCCAAGGUUGGCGCGCAGGGCGAGGUGCGCGUCGACAAGCACUACCGCCUGCCCGACACCAUGCUCUUCCGGUACAUGCUUUUCCCGCAUUACUUUCUCGAGUGGGUGGAGUGGUUUGGGUGGUGGAUGGCGAGCGGCUGGAGCAUGCCUGGGCGCGCCUUUUUCGUCAACGAGGUGACGACCAUGUUCCCCAGGGCCAAGAGCGGCAGGGCGUGGUACGCGGAGAGGUUUGGGGAGGAGAAGAUUCGGAGGAAGUGGACUAUUAUCCCUGGCGUUUAUUAG